UCGCAUCUUGAGUCGUGUACCCACUCGAGGCAGUAGCUCAUUAUAUUGCCGACAUAGCGCCAUACAGAUGCAGGACGGCACGUAACACCAUUUGCAAUAUGUGGAACCGUAUCAGUGGACACGCCCUUUGGUUAUGCACUCAGCACGUUUUAUUAGUUGUCUUAUUACUGGGAUGCUGCCAUCUACCGUCGGUUGAAUCGGACCCAACCCUGACGCAUAGAUGGGCGGUUACAUAUGGAGAAUGUAGUCAGACAUGCGGUGGAGGUACACAAAUCCUUGUCAAAAGCUGUUACACAUUGGCCACGAACUCACAGCCCUCACAGACGGCACCCAUUAGCUACUGCAGUGGACUGGACCACCCACCAGAACCAACCGUUCGAUCAUGCAGCACACAACCAUGCACAAUGUGUGAUCGUACUUACACUGCCCUCAGUGGAGCGCUGUCAUCACCAUAUUGGCCUGAUAAAUCAUCAAUACCCAGGUACUGUCGGCUUGUGAUAGAUAUUGAACCUGAUAAGAGGAUCUUGUUGGCCUUCCAUGAGUUUACCCUCGAGGGUAUAGAUCUGUUUAGUCCCUCCAAGACUGAAGAAGAUGUCUGCUUGUGUGGUGUGCUCGUGGAGAUACGGGAUGAUGGUGGGCGCAUGAAUCGUUACUGUGGAACCAAGAAACCGUUUGCUUGGGUCUCUGAGACGGAUACAGUAACGCUGGAAUUUAUCACACCCUAUUCUCUCGUCUUUAAUCGCUUCCUUGCAUCUUAUACCACCAUCGAUACAAAACCAAGUUGCUAUCGCUUCAUUGACCUGACCGGCCUCCAUACCGGUCUCGAGGCAGAUGGAAUCACUGAGGUUCCUUUGCCUCAAAAAGGCUUCCUGCACUCGUUGAACUUCCCGAACGCCUAUCCCGACAACCAGAACUGCGAGUACGUUCUCCAUGGCAAUCCAGAGCAUCGCAUCGUGCUGUACUUUGACGAGUUUGAGCUAGAACCUGGUCCGGCAUGCGAGGCUGACUAUGUCAAGAUUGAGGAUUUCUACAGUCGGCGCUCUAACGUCUACUGCGGCAAACAUCACUCUUUCUCCUGGAUCUCUGAUAGCAAUGAAGUCUGGAUCACGUUCAGAUCCAACGCCAAUCAAGUCUACACCGGUUUCCUUCUGGCCUACGAACUCAUGGAUCGGGAAGGAAAUGAGACGAUCGCGCUAGAAGAAGAGUCCGGUUUCUUUGUGUCGCCUGGUUACCCUCUGAUCUACGAGUCGGACGCGUCGGCGGAAUACGCCAUCCGCACUGACCCUAGCAAGCUCCUCGUCGUGACCUUCCACGACUUCCAGCUGGAGAGAGACGACUACCCCGCUCCGCUGCCUGUGGGGAUUCUGGAGAUGGACAAGCGAAGCACGUUGAACGAGCAUCAGAAUCACUACGGCGACCGAUACGACUUAUGUGUUGAUUACGUCAAGAUCAUCGACAUUUUCGACAAUCAUGUGGAAACGUACUGUGGGCGGAUCCCGGUGUUUAGCUAUAUCUCCCGUGGCAACGAGAUCCUGGUCCAGUUUAAGACCGAUCUGAACAUGAACUACAGAGGCUUCAACGCGUCUUACAGGUCCAUCUCUAGAAGAACACCAAAUGAUUGGGAACUUGUCUACCGAGUGGCAAAAGGAGGCGAAACCGAGGCUCUUGAUAAGUUCCUGAUGCAGGAUCGGGGCUACAGCGAGUCUGACCCCAAUGCAAAGGGAACCACAAUUACUCGCUCUCUUGCUACCUUCAAGGAUUCAGAUGUCCCAAAUUGGGAGAAUAUCGGAAUCAGAAAAGUCAAAGUUGACGCCUAUAAGUCGGGAAGCAUCAUAGCAACUUUCCGCUUUGAUGGCCAUGGCACAAGUCUCAGUGACUGGUUUAGUUGCGAGAAGAUGACCUACAGCGGUUACGACGACCUCAACUCAAAAGAUUGUGGUGGUCUCGUGUUUGGCCUUACAGGAAUGCCGCCGGAGUUUGAAAUCACAACAACAAUUGCCAACGGCAAGACGUGCGAUGAUGACAUGGAUCAUAGGGUGUGGCUCGAUGUCCAAGAUGUUGCGGAAGAGGGGGAUUGUACAUACGAGGAGCCGGAAAUUGAUAUCAACUCCAUCAUCUUCGUUAGCAGCGCUACGACGGGAGGGGAAACUGCAACGGGAGCAAACAUAGCCGAAGCAGACGUGUUCACCAUCUGGGUUCAAAAAGAUUGCGAUGAAAGAAUCUCGCCAGCCAGGGACAGCCCUGUAAACAUUGCUUCCAAGGGGCACGAUGAGCUUGACUACAACAAUAACGAGUAUUGCGAUCUCUAUCUGAGUGUCCAUCCGUUUGAUCGGCUCGCGAUUGAAUUCACCGAUUUUGAGCUGGAAGAAGAUGAGUGUCUCGCAAAUGAUUACGUCCAGAUUGAGAACAUAGAAACGGCCUUUGCGCAGAUCUUCUGUGGUGUUCAACACCAAGUAGUAUGGACCGCUACUGCGAAUGCUGCCAUCUUGAGGUUCAGAACGGACAGUGUGGUAACGUACAAUGGUUGGGGUGCCAGUGUGAGAGCAGAACGGCGAAAUUUGGAAGAUUGUUCCACCGUCACCGUGAACCCAACCGGCAACGUGACCAAUCCCGAUUACCCCAACUCACUCCAGGAUUAUCGCUACUACGCCUGCGAGUUCAUCGUACACGCCCAUCCGGAGGACCGAGUUAUCUUCUCAUUCUCGCGUUUCAUCUUUGAGACAGAGAACCCACCAGAGUUGCAGAUUGACCCAAGGUCAACCCGGGCCAACUUCAUCGAUGUGUCGGGUCGUCUCUACCCCUUCUCUUGGACCUCUGAUACCAACGAGCUAGCGCUUAUCUACCACGCCCCUCUUCCCUACCGGACCUACAUAUUCUUUGAGGGCGACUACCGCACCCUAGAGGCUCCUCGACCGGCCACCUGCCAACGGUUUGCGGAUGCCGAUCUGGGAGGGACGUUCUCCUGGCCGACGGAAUCUCUGUCGACCGGUCUGCAGAACUGUUACGUGAUCGUGAGGUCCGACCCAGUCGAGCAUAGACGAGUCCAGAUAAUCUUUGACAAUCUUAAGAUGCCCCAGUCGGAUUGCAAUAGCUACAUCAAUACUCUUGAUACCACUACAAGGCGUAACGACAUGUAUUGUCAGAGAAUCCGCAUCCCCUUCGCAUGGACCUCAGAUGCCAAUGAGGUCGUGAUUAAAUUUUUCCAUGGGCCGACCUUCGCUCUCCACCAGGUCAACGUACUUUACAGGAGCCGAGCAAGGGUUCGUCCUGAAGAUGCCAAAGUGUUGACGGCUCUGACGGGCGGUGACUUCAGCAGCCCCAACUACCCCCAACCCUACGAUUCACAAUCCAAGAAGGAGUACCUCUUGCACGCCCCUGCAGAACAUCUCGUCAUUGUUGUCUUCAAAGACUUCUCGGUUGAAGGUGCCAUAGAACCAAGUCCUCUUAUAGAGCCUGUAUUAAGGCCUGGCCGUAGCGUGGAGGACCUCUCCGCUCACUACAAACACAUGUACAAGAGGCAGACGAUAGUAGAGCCACCUACACCUGAAUGCCGCUACGACUAUGUUUCGGUUGAAGACGUACUGGUGAACACGGAGACCAAGUACUGCGGGGAUCAGCAACCGUUUGGUGUGGCGACUCAGGGCAACGAGGCCCUAGUCCUGUUCCUGACUGAUGAGACCGUUGAGAAACGAGGAUUCACCGCUCUCUAUGCUUUUGAGCCUCGACCGGCUAUAUCAGACUGCGGUACGCUGCAAACCGCGGACCAGGGCAUCCUCCAGUCUCCGAACUACCCUAACUACUACCCGGACGGGGCAUACUGCCGAGACGUGAUACAGGUGGACCCAAAGAACCGCAUCGUUAUCGACUUUCGUUUCUUGAACUUGGAGGAUGAUAUCACCUGCAGUAAAGACUACCUUGAGGUGCGUGAUGUAGUAACGGGGAGAGCGGAGAGGUACUGUGGACACAAGGCUACAGCCUUCCAAUGGAAGUCGGACACCAACCUGGUCUUCCUGACGUUCGUCAGCGACAAUGCCAACAGCGAUCCUGGAUACGAUGCAGGAUACACCAUAGAGGAUAGAUCAGAUGAACCUACCUGCGUGCACACCAUCACGGCAACGUCCGGUACCAUCCACUCGCCGAGGUUCCCUCGAGACUACCCCAACCAGCUCAGGUGCGAGUACAACAUCAAGGUGUAUCCGGAUUAUGGAAUCAAGCUCACCUUCCAAGAGUUCAACCUGGAGCCCCCCGCCCCGGGAAGCACGGACUGUGCCUUUGAUUAUCUACAGAUUAUUGACCCGACGACGGUCAACGUCGUGACAGCCGAGAAGCUCUGCGGCUCCAAGAACACUUUUGAACGUCAGAUCCAGUUUAAUGAAGUCAGUCUCAUCUUUGUCAGUGAUUUCAUCACGUUCUACAAGGGUUUCCUGGUUGAUUUCCAACAGAUCUCGCUCGGACAAACCCCACAAACCGUCCAAACUACUAGUUGCAAUGAGCAGCUUACUGCUCCGUCAGGAACCUUCUCUAGCCCUGGUUACCCCGGUAACUAUCCUGACAACUCCUUGUGCGUCACCCUCAUCACUGUUGCCGUGGGUUACCAUGUCAGAAUCAACUUCAAUGACUUCAAUACAGAAGGCUAUACAAGCUGCCCGUAUGAUUAUGUUCUGGUACAAGAUGUUCAGGUUCCUGGUCUGGACGAGAGGUUCUGCGGGCGCAAGCAGCACCCUUUCUCGUGGACCUCGGAAAGUAACGUGGUUUCAGUGACGUUCAAGAGUGACGAUAGGACACCCUCGUCCGGUUUCUAUGCAGCGUACGAAUCAGCGCCGAACGUAGCCGCCGCCGUCGUUGCCCCAGUCACAGGUUGUGAGACGCACUACGGCAUCACCGAAAUCAGCGGAACUUCAGGAACCGUGCAGUCUCCGGACUAUCCUAGCCUCUAUCCACUCAAUGUUGACUGCUUCGUCCGCUUCACGACCGGUUACGGAUCUCGAUGCCAAAUCAACUUCAUCGUCUUCAACCUGGAGGCCUCAAGCACAUGCAGUUACGACUAUGUAAAGGUAACGAGUAUUCCAGAUGGCGCAACCCAGACGUUCUGCGGGUCUCUUGCUCCAUUUGAAUGGCACUCCCAUUCUGCUACAUGCGAGAUCCAGUUCCACAGCGACUCCUACCAAAGAGCAUCGGGCUACCAUGCACAAAUCACAGCUGUUUCUUCAAAUAUCCAUGCACCCUACCAAUCGCAUCAACCUCCAAAUGAACCAGCUUCACCGUACCAACCACCAAAUGAACCUCCGGCACCAUACCAGCCACACGCACCGUACCAACCACCAAAUGAACCGCCUGCACCGUACCAACCAGCUGCACCGUACCAUGCACCACCAAAUGAACCUCCGGCACCAUACCAGCCACACGCACCCUACCAACCACCAAAUGAACCUCCCGCACCAUACCAGCCACAUGCACCGUACCAACCACCAAAUGAACCUCCGGCACCAUACCAGCCACAUGCACCGUACCAACCACCAAAUGAACCUCCUGCACCGUACCAACCGUAUCAACCUCCAAAUGAACCGCCUGCACCAUACCAACCACCUGCACCGUACCAACCACCAAAUGAACCUCCGCCACCAUACCAACCACAUGCACCGUACCAACCUCCAAAUGAACCUCCGGCACCGUACCAACCACAUGCACCGUACCCACCACCAAAUGAACCACCAGCACCAUACCAACCACCACAUGGGCCUCCUGCACCAUACCAACCACCAGCUGAAGCAACAGCAAUAGCCGCAGAGUGCACCCAAGGUCUCCAAGCCGUGGUAGGGGAGAAGAAGUCCUUUGCUUCCCCUGGCUGGCCCGUCAGGUACCCCCUCCAGGUGCAGUGCUCGACCACGAUCACUGCCAGUGCCAACGGCAGGAUAAGGAUAGAGUUCACUCACUUUGAAUUGGAAGGAGACGAAUGCAAAUAUGACUAUGUGCAGAUAUCGGAACCCUACCAGAGUGGCACACCUGAGAAGCUGUGCGGCGUCAAAACUCCGUUCGUCUAUGAGAGCAAGUCUGGCCGCGUGGUUGUAACACUCGUCAGCGAUGGUUACGUGACGAAAAAGGGCUUCCUCGCAACAUUUACGCAAUUCUAGAUUCCUAAAUAUUCAAUUUCAUACGUAUAGCAGCUGAUCCCAUAUGCCUUGCUAUACAAAAAUAUGAAAAUUUUGACUUUCUUGCAAGAAAUGAGUUAUUUUGUAAGUCAAGUCCAUUAUGAAAAUGUCAGUGGUGCCCUUAUUACACCAAGUGUCGGGUUGCCUUUAGUUAUUGAUUGAUAUGCAAAUGAUUUAACCGUAAAAUGUACUAAGUUUUUACUUUCGUAGACAGUGUAAUGGGUUUUAUUCACUGUAUUUGUGUAAUAUGCCUUCUCAGAAAGGAGCAACAAAAAAGAAUUGUCAUAAUUCUAGUGGUUAAUAAAACUGAUCAUUUUGUGUGUAUUGUGCAUUGUACGUUUGGUUGGUGUUUUGAAAAAACUGAAAUGGAGUAUUCAUGAUAUUUAUUUGUUGUACAUGUACGGUACUUAAUUAUGAUUUUGUACUUGUCAGUUUUUAUACCAUGAAGUGAAAUGUUAUUUCCUUGUUUUGCAAUAAUUUUCCUCGAUAUUGUUCCUGCAAAUUUGUGCAAAUGCUUUUUCAUUUGGAUUUUUGAAUCAAUUGGAAAUGAACUUCAAUGUUUGAAUGACAUUUAGACAUAAUUCAACAAGUUGUGAAUACCAAAGAAUGACAGAAUGCGGUCAAUAAAUAGCAUCUAAUGCAGAUGGCCACCUACA
This is a messenger RNA of Strongylocentrotus purpuratus (purple sea urchin), 6805 nucleotides long. It is a transcript of the gene mgb, whose product is annotated as GTP-binding protein. The record is from RefSeq and is a predicted model, not a curated record. The transcript has 35 exons. Bases 99 to 6131 code for a protein of 2010 amino acids. Gene Ontology annotation, molecular function: serine-type endopeptidase activity. NCBI's taxonomy places the organism in Eukaryota, Metazoa, Echinodermata, Echinoidea, Camarodonta, Strongylocentrotidae.